AUGCCAAAACAGGAAUUUGAAUUCGUGGAUUACCUUGGUCCACUGGCUGUUUCAGUUUGUUUUGCUGUAAUUUUGUUCUUUCUAUCACUUAUCAUCAAUUUCAUUUGGAUUACAAAGGAAGAUGAUCGAACAUUUGGAUCGACUUUCGAUCUUCGAUGUGGAGUUCAUCGAAUGCGUCAUCGACCUAAUAGGGUCAUUGUUUUUUUUGCUGGCCAUUUUUAUAUCAUUAAACUGAUACCUUCGAAGGCCUUCCUUCGAAUGUUAUUUUAG
Dracunculus medinensis (Guinea worm) is the source of this 270-nucleotide messenger RNA. The record is from the annotation of a GenBank genome assembly. NCBI's taxonomy places the organism in Eukaryota, Metazoa, Nematoda, Chromadorea, Rhabditida, Dracunculidae.